UGCUAUGGUUGCCUGUACGAAAGCGGUGCCAAACUUGCCUGCUCUGUGAACGCGGCACACCGUUUCUUACCUACCUACCGGUUUACCCAGGGAGGGAGGAAGAGCAGGAGGAGGAGAAGAGGGGAGCUAAUGCCACUCUGCACUCGUGAGAGCCACGGUUAGCAUAUUUGAGAGUCGGCAGAAAACUUUGAAAAGAGUAUCACCGCAGCGGGGACAUAUACAGCUGCGCGGCUCAACUUCCACCAGCAGCUGCAGCAGCUCGAGAGGACCGGGAGGAGGAGUCAACAGGUCCCAGAGCUUAGGAGCUGCAAUCGAUUCAAGGGGAGAUUUCCUCCACCAAGGACAGGCAGAUUGACGUUUUUGGGCAGAAGAAGGCCUCAUCCGAGCAAUCGAUGCAGGCAGCCCACCAGCCGGAAGCCCAGUUGGCCGGAGAGCGCGCCACUCAAUCAGUCUGAACAGCAUCACACACAAAGAGCUGCUGGCGACCGACAAAGAGGCUGUUUGACUGCAAAGACAAGGAGGAGAGCUUCGCUGUGGCAUCAUGUGAGCUGCUUUUUCCCCCUCUGAGUGAAUCUACGCUCCCUUGGAAGUGUUGCAACCACUAGCACCCCCAUCACCACUAUCCUCGCUGCUGACCGCAGUCAUCAAAGUCACCUGUUCCUGACUCAACUUGCCUUCUGUCUCUUUUGCCCACUUUAUCUUGGAGAUAAGGAAUGACCAUGCAAGUUUCCAGUCUGUGAAACACCUUGCGCAAAUAAGGCCUCACAAUACUGGAGAAAGGAAGGAUUUUACACCUUUUUCUGUCUUUUUUCUGCGGUCAGCUCAACCCUAAACUGACUUAUUUUGUAUGCCAGUUGGAUUUGUUCUUGGUCACAUCUGCAGCAGCCCCAACUCUUAAAUUUCCCACUCAUAAGGAGUUUACAAACCUCACUUUUGGAAUAUCUACUCAUACAGUGCCCCUAUGGGGGAUUAAACCAGCACAGGAAUUCCCAUUGACUCGGUUUUGGCUCCAUCAAAUCCUAUUAAGGUUGGUUUUCUGUGACGUUGUCUUGUGACUGGAGGUGGACUACACCAUCAUGGCUGGGAAGGGCAACCCUGUGCCGGGCCCCCACCUAAACGGCUUCCCCAUGCCCACCUACUCCUACUUCUUUCCACACAUGUUGGGCAGCCUGUCGCCUCCAGCCCUGCCAGGAUUACCCAUCAGCGGCUACAGCACCCCCUCACCUGCCACGAUAGAGACCCAGAGUACCAGCUCAGAAGAGAUAGUGCCAAGCCCGCCCUCGCCUCCCCCGCCGCCCCGCGUCUACAAGCCCUGCUUUGUGUGCCAGGACAAGUCCUCAGGGUACCACUAUGGUGUCAGCGCCUGUGAGGGCUGCAAGGGCUUCUUUCGGAGAAGCAUCCAGAAGAACAUGGUGUAUACUUGCCACCGGGAGAAGAACUGCAUCAUCAACAAAGUCACCCGCAAUCGCUGCCAGUACUGUCGGCUGCAGAAGUGCCUGGAAGUGGGAAUGUCCAAGGAGUCGGUGAGGAACGACCGGAACAAGAAGAAAAAGGAUGAGAAGAAGCAGGAGAGCACGGAGAGCUACGUGCUGAGUCCCGACACGGAGCAGAUGAUCGACAGGGUUCGCAAGGCACACCAGGAAACUUUCCCGUCACUCUGCCAGCUGGGAAAAUACACUACGACUAACAGCUCAGAACGACGUGUAUCUCUGGAUGUAGACCUGUGGGACAAGUUCAGUGAACUCUCCACCAAGUGUAUCAUAAAGACGGUGGAGUUUGCUAAGCAGCUGCCAGGCUUCACAACGCUCACCAUCGCUGACCAGAUCACCCUGCUCAAAGCCGCCUGUCUGGACAUCCUGAUACUCCGGAUUUGUACGCGCUACACACCAGAGCAGGACACAAUGACUUUCUCAGAUGGACUCACGCUAAACCGAACCCAGAUGCACAAUGCCGGCUUCGGCCCCCUCACAGACCUGGUUUUUGCCUUUGCUAACCAGCUUCUUCCUCUGGAGAUGGAUGAUGCAGAGACAGGGCUGCUCAGCGCAAUCUGUUUGCUGUGUGGAGAUCGUCAGGACUUGGAGCAGGCAGAGAAGGUGGACGUCCUGCAGGAGCCUCUUCUGGAGGCACUGAAGAUUUAUGUACGGAGGAGGAGGCCUCACAAACCGCACAUGUUCCCCAAGAUGCUCAUGAAGAUCACCGAUCUGAGAAGCAUCAGCGCUAAAGGAGCGGAGCGUGUCAUCACCCUGAAGAUGGAGAUCCCUGGCUCCAUGCCCCCACUCAUCCAGGAGAUGCUGGAGAACUCAGAAGGUCUGGAAAGUGGGGCAGCAGGUGGCCGGCCCAGCGGUGCCCCCCCUGGCAGCUGCAGCCCCAGCCUGUCCCCGAGCUCUGCCCAAAGUAGUCCAGCCACACAAUCGCCGUAGUCACGGCCCCUCUUUUAAUUUCUCCAUACGAUGCUCUCUGCCUCCUUCCUCAAUGUUUCUACAGAGAAUAAUGGAGGUCGAAGGAGGAGGUACUUGAACCUCAACCCGUGACCUCCUCCUCCUCUCUUACAACACAAACCACACCUUCUGAUCUGCUUCUCCUCACUCUGGAGCCCCAUCUAGAUGUGAGGGGAGGCGAGGCUGGAGCAGAAUGGGAUGGGGGGGAUUAGGAUGCCUCCAAGAGACCACACCGGAAACACUGCUGAUGACUCCUCCUCCUCUUCCUCCUUCCCUCCACUGCUCCUCCCUUCUUUUCCAAAAGACUCAUGGAAACAAAUCUGGAUGCAACAGAGACCAGAGAGAGCAGCUGGAGCACCGUUGGGUGGAUGUAUGAACACGGACAUACUGAGUGACUAAACAAACACCAGACACUUUGUUUUUUUUUUCUUGUUGAGGCAGACUGCAAGUUCGGGACUCGUCUGAAGACCCCUCCUCCUCAAAGACUCUGGGUCUUUUCCUCUUUUUCCAACUUCAAGACAAACAGAUUUCGUACAAAAGAUAUAUAAAUAUAUAUAGAAAAAGUUAAGGAACUAUUGUGAUUGACUUGUCCCGGAGCGGAGUGACAGGUCGGCACGAAGACGUGUUUUUCUGAGAUUAGAACUUGUCGUACUCCUUCACUGUUUCAAUCUUUUCAUACACAUUGAGAGUAUUGAGAGACGUUUCAGUUUUAUCACAUUUGUACAUUAUUCUAAUUAACAAGAGAGCUAAAGAUGUUUCUCUCCACAUGCAAACAGACAAACACAAACGUGCACAGAAAACAAGUCGCAAUGAAUAUCACCGACUAUUCCAGGUUGGAUUUGUUUUCCUUUUCCUUUUUUUGUUUCCAAGAGAAUGGAAAAAAAUGAUUGUAUGAACUUGGUUGUAUGAUAUGGUCACAGGUCCUUUCAAGAAAUCAAAUUAAUGAAGAUUCAUUAUUAAGGUGUAUUUUAAGUAGCCUUUGAGUUUGUGUAUAUAAGCUGUAUUCAUUUCUUUAAAACUAUGAAGAGUUUUAGGCUUCACCUGAUCUUUUUUUUAAGAAUACCUUUUAUGUGUUUUGUUUAUAGGUUUGUGAUGCAAGCAAAGACAUUUUUGAGCACAUUUUACUGAAGGAAGGUCUUUCAUUGUUUUGUGUCCUGCUAAAUACUGGACAGACCCUUAACCAAUCACUGGCUGUUCAGGAUGUGGCUUUCACAAACGAUUUCAACUGCUCCCUUUUAGGUAACAAAGUAGCACUCCAGUCGGGGCAUAGCUUUUUUUGGCCAUGUAGCAGAAAGAGAUGGUUGUUCAAGUGAGCAAAAACGGCUUCAAUGAAUUAAAAUGUGAAGAAUGGUGUACAUACAAACGCACUGUAUUAAACACAAAAAGGUUCUCUGGAAUCUCUGAAUGGAUCCGUAAUCUGUACUGGAUGAGAAAGGACUAGAAUGUAGUGAUCCCUCUGCUCCGUCAGGCAAAAUAAAAGGUCCCAAAUGUGAUGUUCGUCAACCAAGCCCUCACAAAUAUCCCCUGGAAACCUGUGGUAGAAACGAAUAUGUGACUUUUCAAAUCCAGAGCAAACCUCACACCCUGUGACUCACUUUUUACGCCAAAACGCCUUCACCGCUAACACACGUUGUCUGAAACCAUCGUUACUGUACACACGCCAAUGUCUCAGGAAGGAAUCAUUUUGUGUGCUUGGCCUGUUCUUUGUAUUUGUUCUGUGCUGCACCUCCUUACCCCUCCUGUCACGGAUGCACACUCACAAACACUUCUGCUACUGAGCCCCUGAAUUUUGUCUUCAGUCACUUCAUUUUUUUGUUAAAAACCUGGCAGACCAGGACUUGUGCAAAGAGAGAUCCCGACCCUGACCCUGCCCUCCCCACCCUGCAGACGUUACGACAUAGGAUGCCAGUGUGGAGUCUCUCUGAGUCGUUCAUGUGUUCAUUUUUUUUUUUUUAUUUGUACGGUCAAAGCUGCUUUUCAUCAUUUUACAGUAGGACUUCACCUUGUCCAGAACAGCGCACAACGUUUUCCCUCCACAGCUAAUCUGGAAUAGCAACAGACACAGCGUCAGUUUGAGAAGUAUGGAAUAUGUUGCAAUUUUUGUCAAGAUUAUCAAGCGACUUUGGAAAAAAAAGAAAACAACAAAAAAAGAUCAAAAAUAAA
Molecule: messenger RNA, 4601 nt
Organism: Cheilinus undulatus (humphead wrasse)
Lineage: Eukaryota; Metazoa; Chordata; Actinopteri; Labriformes; Labridae
Gene: raraa
Product: retinoic acid receptor, alpha a
Exons: 11
Coding region: 1077-2420 (447 amino acids)
Biological process (GO): retinoic acid receptor signaling pathway; cellular response to corticotropin-releasing hormone stimulus; regulation of transcription by RNA polymerase II
Cellular component (GO): transcription regulator complex; nucleus
Molecular function (GO): zinc ion binding; nuclear receptor activity; nuclear glucocorticoid receptor binding
Source: RefSeq, a predicted model, not a curated record